AUGAAGUAGCUCAGAUAACAACUCUGGAAACUGAAAGGGUGGAGACUGGGACUAAAUAGUGUUAGGGGAAAGACUCUGUCAUAUAUUCAGUUUGUUCUAAGUUAUAUUCCCCUCAGUUAUAAAAAAAUAAAAUAAAAUACACAGGGUGUCAAUAAUAUUGAAUUCUAAUAUUUCGAAGAAGACAUGAAAAGGGGGGCAUACCAAUAUUUGUUCUUGUUUGUCACAAGUUUAUCGGUGUUCCCUGUAACUCCUUUGGAAGAAGAGCUCUCAAAUUCUCUCUUUGAUAAUUUUUUGGAACCAAUAAAGGGCUUGUUUAACAAGAAGGAUGGAAGCAGUGCCUAUGCAAAGUUCUCCCUGCGGAAGCCUUCUGAUCCAGAUGAGGAUGUUUGCUAUAUUGUGCCUGGAAGUCCAGAGUCCCUCAGUGACUGCCAGUUCAACACCACCUCUAAGACCUUUCUGGUGAUCCAUGGAUGGACGGUGAGCGGAAUGUUUGAGAGCUGGGUCGCCAAGCUUGUGGCUGCACUGUACGAGAGAGAACACAGCGCCAAUGUCAUCGUAGUGGACUGGCUCAACACAGCACAGAAUCAUUAUAUUGUGGCUGCUCAAAACACCAAGAUGGUGGGACAUGAUGUUGCACACUUUAUUGACUGGAUACAGGAGACCACAAAUGUCACUCUUGAGAAUCUUCACCUCAUUGGCUACAGUCUGGGGGCCCAUGUAGCUGGGUUUGCUGGAAGUCAUGCUUCCAACAAAGUUGGGAGAAUAACUGGCCUGGAUCCUGCUGGACCUGACUUUGAAGGGGCUCACGCUCAUCACCGCCUCUCCCCGGAUGAUGCCCAUUUCGUGGACGUGCUCCACACCUUCACCCGCGGCUCCCUGGGCCUUAGCAUCGGUAUCCAGCAGCCAGUGGGACACGUGGAUAUUUACCCAAAUGGAGGCAGUUUCCAGCCUGGCUGCAACCUACGUGGAGCUCUGGAGAAAAUAGCUAAUUUUGGGAUUCUGGCCAUGACCGAUGCAAUAAAGUGUGAGCAUGAGAGAUCCAUCCAUCUGUUCAUUGAUUCACUGCUGAACGAGCAGGAGGCGAGCCAGGCAUACAGCUGCGGGAGCAGUGACAUGUUCGACCGUGGUGUCUGCCUGAGCUGCAAGAAGAACCGCUGCAGCACUGUGGGAUAUGAUGUCAGCAGGGUUCGCAAGGCUCGCAGUGCCAAGAUGUUCACCAAAACCCGAGCCACCAUGCCCUUCCGAGUAUACCACUACCAGCUGAAGAUGCACUUCUCCAGUAAGGUGAACCAGUCUGAGAUGGAGCCGUCACUGACAGUGUCUCUUUAUGGAACUAAAGGAGAUGCUGAGGACCUUCAGCUGAACAUAAAAGAGAAGAUUUCAACCAACAAGACCCUUUCCUUCCUUCUGGUCACUGAGAAGGACAUUGGAGAACUUCUGAUGAUCAAAUUUAAGUGGGAGGAGUCCAGUAGCUGGUCCACCUCCUCUCUGCUAAACAUGGUGUCCUCUUGGUGGUCCAGUGACUCUAGCGCCAACUCUGACGUGGAGGUCCACAAGAUCCGUGUUAAAGUUGGGGAGACACAGAAGAAGACCGUCUUUUGUAUCAAAAGUCCUCAAGCACUCAAUUUGGCACAGGAAGUCACCUUUGUGAAGUGCAUGGACGAGUGGAAGAGCCCCUCAAAAAGGCAUGUCCCGAAGAAACACUGAGUUUGAGACUAAAGAUCUGCUGUGGACCAACUGUCACCUCUCUCUGAAAAAGCACUUGGAAAAUUAUCUUGCCAGCUGUAAUGAAUGUUUUGAAUGCAAUAUCUCAACUAAAAGGCAAAGUACACACUGUUAUGUAUAUAAUGUAAAGCAAUAUUUUGAAUAUGUAAAUAUGUAAAUAAUAUGUUUAUAAGCACUGCUUUUUGAGCCAUACUCUACUCAGAUUCAGCUCAUUGUUAUGCAGCUGGUAACCCAAAGAGUCUUUUACACAAAGUCAAUGGUGUUUAUUGAAGUUGUAGAACAUUGUUACAUUAAGGUUUUGUUUAGGAAACUAUGGGACAGGGUGCCCUAGAGCCCUAGAUGCAAUAUGAUACUUUGGACUAUUUAUUCAAAAUAGUGACAUGCAGUAUUUAGUGUCAGUGGGACCGUGAGCUGAAUAACUUUCUGCAUUAUGCAGUGACACGUGUAUGUGUGUAUACCUACACAUUACACGGCUGUGACAAGGACAGCAGACCUCAUUUAACAGAGCCAGAAAGUGGUAGAAACUGAUUCGGCCUUUGUUGGAUCAGGGCUAAACUGCUGUCCCUUCCCUUUUCCUGGCUUUGUGUGUGUAGUGAACUGAAAGAGCAUUCACCGUUGUCUGCCUCACUUUUGUGGGUUAAGGUUCUGACAGAGUGUGCCUUAAAAUGUCUGGCAGCAGUAUAGAUGUGAGCUGCAAUCAGUACUUAAGCCGUCUUAACUGAUGUUUAAAUUGCUGCUGUUUCGAUGAUCAUUUCUAUUGUACAUUUUGACAUGUCAUUUUUUAGAAUAAUCCGAUAUGUGAAUUGAAAGGCAUUUAAAACGUAAAGUCUAGACAUAUCUGAAGUUUAUUUAUUCAAGCACUUGAGUUAAAAUGAACGCUCUUUAUUUUUAUAUGACUUAGUUAUAUAAAAUACAUUUCGUUAAGGUCAAUGUAUAUUACUUCUGUGUAAAAAGAGUGAAAAUGGUAGCCUUAAUGCUAUUGCUGAUGAUGAGGACAUUGCAGUCUUUAUUGCAACUCCAACUAAAAGUACAUCUGAAUGUACCUAAAUGGAUGAAAUGGCAGAUUUUCAUGAAUGUUUCAGAAAAGAAGCAAUGAAUGGCCAAGAUUUUUCUCUUUUGUGUAUCCCCCAAUAUGAACCUUUUUUUGUUGCCAGGCAGAAAUAUAAUUCCACUGUGAUGACUGACAAACAUCAACCCCAAAAAUGACAACUUUCCUGUUUGCUGUAGCCCCGUACGUUAAUUUGUAUUCACACUUCCUUCCACUUUGGAUUGGUUGCUAUAUUUUACUAGUUUUUACUUUACUUUUAGUUGGAAAUGAAUAAUGUAUUGGAAAUAUUGUGAAAAGAAAGGUAUAUUAUAAGGCGGCCUAAUAGGUCACAUUGCUUAUAUACAUUGUAUCUAUUGGUAGAAAAGUUACCAACUUUCACAAGAAUUGUGCAUGUGAACUUGGAUUAUGAUCACUCGUAAACUCUCUAAACAGAGUUUGAGAAAUAAAUAAAAGCUGUGAGGUUCAUAUAUGAUGUGGAAGCCUUGUUUUUCAGGAAUCACUUGAAAGAAGUGGAAGCUCAGUGCCUCAAUUAGUCCUUGUAUGUAAAUGUUAUAUAAAACAGUACUGUAAUGUUUCUUUGUCAUAUCAGUUCCUAUCAUCUCCAUUCAACUUGUAGAAGAUGGUAAAAAUGCAAGUGUUGUAUUAUGCGUUGUUAUGUUUUUGUACUGGGCAAAAAUGUCACAAAGAACCAGUUAUUCAGUUGCAAGAUAUGUGUUAAUACCAUGUAUUGACAAUGAUGUAAAACCUAAUGGUACAUAUUGUUUAUAUAUUCUUGGUGGGAUGGACUUAAUCUAAAAAAAGCAAUAGACAUAGUUUAAUGGUCAUGUAUAUAAUUGUAAAUAUGUACAUGUAUUUUAAUAAAAAUCUUUGAAUCCAA
Messenger RNA from Anguilla rostrata (American eel), 3650 nucleotides. RefSeq names its product lipoprotein lipase (gene lpl2a). The transcript is spliced from 10 exons. Gene Ontology annotation, biological process: very-low-density lipoprotein particle remodeling; triglyceride catabolic process; fatty acid biosynthetic process. The record is from RefSeq and is a predicted model, not a curated record. Lineage: Eukaryota; Metazoa; Chordata; Actinopteri; Anguilliformes; Anguillidae. The coding region runs from base 184 to 1707 and encodes 507 amino acids. Gene Ontology annotation, molecular function: lipoprotein lipase activity; apolipoprotein binding.